AAGAUGGAGAUGGCGUUAUGCAACAUCAAGAAUCCCAACGAGUUAUGGUCUUUGGAGUCAUGUGAUGAACUGGAGCAGUAUGGUAUUACAAUUAGUGUCUGCACUGACAUAUUUAGUACCACCAUAUUGUGGAUGGAAGCAGACAAUAACGACGGUGAUCCUUCAGUAUUUCUCAACCACUUCCUGGACACAGUGACUCGUAUUGGAGGUUGUCCACAGCGACUGAUGGUCACACCAAGUAGAGAAAAUGAACACAUCGCAACAACGCAAACUUUCCUGCGUAGGAAUCAUACAGACUGUUAUGCUGGGGAGGACAGUGUGAUGGGUGGAGUCAGCUUGAGAAGUCACAUGUGGAUACACACAUGUACGCCAUGGAAGAUCUGUUUUGCAGAUCUCAGAGAAUUAGGACAUUUCACAGGAAAAGAUUUGGACAAGAACCUCAUACAGUUCUGCUUCCUCCACAUCAUCCAGGAUCACCUGGAGGAGUUUGUUGGAAGAUUCAAUAAGAACAUAAGUGACCACAACAUACUCAGGUCACAAGAUGAUGGACCAGCAGAGGACAAACUCCAAGCUGUUCUCCCAGAGGAUAUUGAAGUCUGCAGGAGGAGGUGUACCCCAAGAGGGCGGUACCCCUGUGAUGAAACACUCUUCGAGUACUGGGAGCUCAUUAGGACUGAAAAUGGUUGGGAAGUUCCAGUGGACAGAUUUACAGCUCUAAAACUGUAUUUACAUUUAAGAAACGUGAUGGAAACAUGUAUUGAUGAGGAAGAACAGGUAACAUGUAUUGAUGAGGAAGAACAGGAAACAUGUAUUGAUGAGGAAGAACAGGAAACAUGUAUUGAUGAGGAAGAACAGGAAACAUGUAUUGAUGAGGAAGAACAGGAAACAUGUAUUGAUGAGGAAGAACAGGAAACAUGUAUUGAUGAGGAAGAACAGGAAACAUGUAUUGAUGAGGAAGAACAGGAAACAUGUAUUGAUGAGGAAGAACAGGAAACAUGUAUUGAUGAGGAAGAACAGGAAACAUGUAUUGAUGAGGAAGAACAGGAAACAUGUAUUGAUGAGGAAGAACAGGAAACAUGUAUUGAUGAGGAAGAACAGGAAACAUGUAUUGAUGAGGAAGAACAGGAAACAUGUAGUGAUGAGGAAGAACAGGUAACAGGUUUGUUACAAUAAGGAAGUUAACCCACAUGAAUGAUUUUAUCAAAUGAUCCAUCCAUUUUCUACAGCUUGUCCUUCUCAUGGUUGCCAAAUAUUAACAUUGCUAUAUGUAAACUUUACUAGUUCAUUAAAUGUGUGAAUAUAGAUUGUAAAACACUUUAUAGUUUUCAACUCUAAGUGAACACUUGAGUCAAAUUUCCAGGUCCCAUUUGCUUUUAUUUUGAAGUAACAUCCUGUUUCCUGGUGCAACUGGAAGCUGCUUUGCUGCUUUCUUGUUUUGUUCUGGUUUUGAUUUGUGGCACUGUGUUUUGACGCAUAAACGGUGCUUUUAUUUUGAAGUAACAUCCUGUUUCCUGGCGCAACUACAAGCUGCUUUGUUCUGGUUUUGAUUUAUGUGGCACUGUGUUUUGUCGCAAAAACCGUGCUUUUAUUUUGAAGUAACAUCCUGUUUCCUGGCGCAACUACAAGCUGCUUUGUUCUGGUUUUGAUUUAUGUGGUACUGUGUUUUGUCGCAAAAACCGUGCUUUUAUUUUGAAGUAGCAUCCUGUUUUCUGGCGCAACUACAAGCUGCUUUGCUGACCUAUUGUUUUGUUCUGGUUUUGAUAUGUGGCACUGUUUUGGCGCACAAUUUGUGCUUUUAUUUUGAAGUAACAUCCUGUUUUCCGGUUCAACUAAAAUCACUUUGUUGUUUUCAUUUGUGGCACUGUGUUUUGGCAAAUAAACUGUGGUUUUAUUUUGAAGUAACAUCUGUUUUCCGGCGUAACCGGAAGU
Messenger RNA from Entelurus aequoreus (snake pipefish), 1929 nucleotides. RefSeq lists its product as uncharacterized. The transcript is spliced from 2 exons. NCBI's taxonomy places the organism in Eukaryota, Metazoa, Chordata, Actinopteri, Syngnathiformes, Syngnathidae. The record is from RefSeq and is a predicted model, not a curated record. The coding region runs from base 4 to 1173 and encodes 389 amino acids.